Molecule: messenger RNA, 2937 nt
Organism: Yamadazyma jaroonii
Lineage: Eukaryota; Fungi; Ascomycota; Pichiomycetes; Serinales; Debaryomycetaceae
Source: the annotation of a GenBank genome assembly
AUGUUAGUUCAUUUACUUUUAAUAGCUUCUGUCUAUGGACAAGUACUUGAUAUCACACAAAAGGCAAAGAAGGAUUUAGUUGAUCCCGUGGUCAACUUGACUGAAUCUUUAGGAGGUGCCAGUAUUGGUAUCGAUUUAGGUAGUACUCAAAGUAUUGGUUUUAGUUUAGGUAAUGAUGAAACCACUUCCCAAACUCAAAGAGUUGUCAGUGAAAACACUGUAAGUCCCGGUACUGUCAGUUCAGCUAGUACUGUAAGUCCUGGUACCGUAAGUUCAGUUAAUGCUGUAAGUCCAGGUACUGUAAGUACCAUUAACACUUUUAGUCAAGAUCCCUCAACUCAAGAUACCCAAACCAAAGAUACUUCAACCGAAGAUAUUUCAACUCAAAAUACUUUCACUGAUACCACCAGUCAACAAAAUACCCUCACACAAAACACCAGUCCUGAUGCAAGUACUGUAGAUACUUCUAAAAGAGAUACUUCAUGGUCAGACUUUUUCAACUUCGGAAGUUCCAAUGAUCGUUCAGAUAGUAGUCCAGCUUCAAGAUCAUCUUCAAGUACAAGUACUACUGCUACUGCCACUGCUUCCCAACAAACUGGUGAUAAUUCUUUUGAUGAUUGGAUUUCUUCAUUAUUUUAUCCAUCCACCAAAGAAGGUUCAACUGUGGGAGAUGUUUCAGCUACCGAAACCCCUUCAACCAAAAUUACUACUUCUGCUGAAACAGGUGCUACUGCAACCACCACCACUCCAGAUUCAACCAAUAAUGACAAAACUUCAUCACCAGUUGAUGAUGAUACUACCACCACAACUCCAACAGUUCCUGAUGCUCCAACUUCAAUCAGUUUCGAAGAUCCAACUACUACUGAUAUCUCCGAAGACGCUUCAACUAAGGAUACUGCUACCACUACUGAAGAUACUUCAUCUCCAACUGGUACCACAUCUCCAACCGAUACCACAGGAACUACAACUAGUAGUACUCCUCUUUUAGCUACACAAACUUCAGCCACUGAUACCGCAACUACUGACACUGCCACCACUGACACUGAAGCCGGUUCAAGCGGUGUUACUGAAACUCCAAGUCCAGUUGGAAGUGAAACUGCCACUCCAUCACCUGCUGAUGAAGAAGAUACUUCCUUGGUUGAUGGUUCAAGUAGUGAAAUUGCUCCUGAUUCCACCAUCCCAACUUCAGCUGAAACAACUACUCCAGCCAGUUCUUUAGCUACACCAACUACUGAUGAAUUAUCUACUAGUGAUGCCGAUAUCGUAAGUGGAUCUGAAACUUCAUCUCCUACUUCAUUGGCCACUCCUACCGAUUCACAAUUGGAAAGUUCUACUCCAGCAACUAGUUCUGCUACUUUAGUAACACCAUCAGAAAUUUCUGAUUCAGCUGCUGAACCUUCAACUGCCACUCCAACUUCAGAACUUCCAACUUCAGAGCUUCCAGCCUCAGAAACUUCAGGUUCAGAAAUUCCAACUUCUGCUGCUGAUACCACUUCUUUGGAAACUCCAAGUGAAAUUUCUGCUACGACUGAACCAACAAGUGCUGUUCCUAGUACAAGUGACUUAGCUAGUGUCAGUGAACCAGCUAUCAUAAGUGCUCCACUUAGUGCCACUAGUGAACCUGCUCUUAGUGAACCAACUGCCAGUGAACCAACUGCCAGUGCACCAACCAGUGAAGCUGUUAGUGAACCUACUAUUAUUAGUGCUCCAGUUAGUGCCACCAGUGAACCAGUUUUGAGUGAACCAACUGCUAGUGCUCCUGCUACUAGUGCUGUUGCUACCAGUGAAGUUGCUUCUCAACCAGUAAGUGAAGCCAGUCAAGCUCCAGAAAGUGAAGCUCCAGAAAGUGCUAAACUUGUUUCUACUGCUGAAGCUACUCAAUCAGCUGUUGCUUCAGAAGCUUCCCAAGCUCCUGAAUCAAUUACCAACGUUGAAUCAGCUACUCAAACUGCAGAGCAAUCAAUGGUAACUCCAUCAGUUGUGGAAUCAGCUGCUCAAUCAGCUGCUGUUGAUACUAACUCAGCACCAAUUUCAGCACCACCAACUUCAGCUACUCAUACUUCUAACAAUGAUUGGUUACCUUCAGGUUUAAUUGUUGAAGAAUCUACCAACAAUCCUAAUCCAACUUCAGAUGAAGAAAUCACUAGAGCUACUGCUCAAGCUUCUCAAACUUCAGGAUUACCAAGAGCUAUUACUCCAGCUACUACUUCUGAUCCUGGUAGUAACUAUGAAGUUGUCUAUAUUGGAUUCACUUCAGCUUUGAAUUAUCCUUUCGUUGUUGAACAUUCAUUAUCUUCAGCUCAAAUUUUCCAAUACUUACCUUCAGUAUUAACAUUCCCAUUUACUGCUGAAGACAUUUAUAAUGAUGUUUCAGUUAAAAGAUUAAUUCCUUUUACCGCUGAAGAUGUUCAAUAUACCAUCACUGUUGCUGAAGUUUAUUUCCCAACAGAUUCAGUUCAAGCUUUACAACAAUUCAUCCAAGAUUCUUCUUCAAAAUUAUAUAGGAAUCCAUCAUCAACACAAAUUUCAUUGGCAUCAUUAAUUGAUAAACGUAUACCGUUAACAGGAUUAGAUACUUCAUCAUCAUCGUCAGAUUCUGAUGAUUCUAGUUCUUACAAUAAUGGAUCAAUUGAUGCCAAUUCAAGUUUAUCAUAUUUUUCAUCCAAUUCUAAAAUUGUUGGUAUUACAGUGGGAGGAGCUGCAGGUGCAGGGUUAUAUAUUUCAUUAAUGUUACUUUUAUUCAAAAGAUUUAAAAAACAAAAUUCAAUCGAAUUACCUCCUAGUGAUAGUGAGAGUAAUGUUGGAGUUCAAUCAUCAGAUUCUGUUAGUGCUUUGUUCUAUAGAAUCUUAGAUAAUGGUUCAGUUGAGAGUGGUAACUCUCCAAUUCGAAUCAGUGAACCGAAGAAUGCUUCGAAUUCUUUAGGUUGGACUCAUUAA